This is a messenger RNA of Megalops cyprinoides (Indo-Pacific tarpon), 1556 nucleotides long. RefSeq names its product leucine rich adaptor protein 1-like. Gene Ontology annotation, biological process: positive regulation of canonical NF-kappaB signal transduction. The transcript is spliced from 2 exons. Lineage: Eukaryota; Metazoa; Chordata; Actinopteri; Elopiformes; Megalopidae. The record is from RefSeq and is a predicted model, not a curated record. Bases 416 to 1015 code for a protein of 199 amino acids.
ACCUCUGCUGAACACUAAAAUUGCAUGGUGGAUAGAGAGGCGACCGCGGACAGACUCAGUGAGCCCUAUUCACGUGUGUCUUGCCUGGGGAUACUCCGCACCGCACUCCGCACUCUCGAACCGAUCGCUGGAAUAACUGGUCCUCUAAUGUGUCGACAGUACAGCUACUAGCGCGCUGACUACUACUACUCAGCUAUGUUCUGAUAUUAUGUCGAUAUGUACGGUAGCUAGCCAGCUGGGCAGACUAGCCAAUUAAACUAUUUUUUUGUAUAUCCAUGUGGUCAUUGUAUAACGAAUGACCUGUGCAUAGCAAGCUGGCUGGCUAGCUGAUUAAACUUUGGUUAGGGUAAUAGAGCAAACUUUUUUUUUACAGAAUCUGUGGAAAACUUAGCUGUAACGUUAGUUUAGCCACACAAUGGAAGUGGAUAACGUCUUGCCGGAUUUUAAGGAUAUCGAGUCAAAGCUGGGUCGCAAAGUUCCUGAAGGUCUUAUCCGAUCACUCACAGAAGGGGGUCUUCACGAAACAAAAGAUGAGAAGGAGCCGGCGUCACCGAUUGUUUCUGUUACCAAAGCAAAUACGGGUGAUUUAAAGCGCUUGGAAAACAAGAUGAGGUUUUUAAAACAAGAAAUGGCUCACCUCCGUGCAAUUGACAUCAAGCUGAUGCAUCAGUUGCUAUCCAUCAAUGAUGGCAUUGAGUCCAUAAAAUGGGUGAUGGAGGAGAAGGGAGCUCUGGCAAGCAGAGACAGCAGCCUGACCGGCAGCCUCUACAGUCUAUCAGAGAGCCAGGAGAACUCCCUGAGGGGCAGCUGCAACAGUCUGCAGGAUGGCAGCGACCUGGACGGAAUCUCCAUCGGCAGCUACCUGGACACCCUGGCCGAGGACCUCUCGGGUCACACUUCCCCAACUGACAUGGACCACUUCUCUGAUGGACCCGUGUUCGAGGACAAGUUGGAAAAGUCCCCUUUGCACAAAGACCUCAAAGUAGACUUGGAUGAAUACUACUGCUUUGGAUAACACGGUUCUUUUAUUGAUGGUCUAAGAUGCUUUUUUUUUUUUUUUGGUGGUUAGUGUUGUCUCUUGCUGCUGCCUAGAGCAUGGAAAUGAAGUCACAUUCUUGGAUUUCACAGGUCAUAGGUAACCUCUUGCCUCGUGACAUGCUAACAUCUAUUUCAAUUGGGAAUUCAAUGAUUGUGCAGGGUUUGAGUACAAAAGUUCUCCUGUGCAUCGCAAUGGUUGACAUACAGUAUACGCAAGCUUGACCUUAAAUAAGAGGAUGACUGGAAUUUGCUUGAGAAUUGCCUUCUGUGCAUGCCUCUUACUCAGCUCUGAUACCUCAGUGUCUUCAGUGAGUAAGAGUACACGGUGCUGUUACACCCAGUUUCUUAAUUAACUCUCUGAACCAAGUAAUUUAGUAAUAAGGGAUUAUGGGAUUAUUUUGGUAUUACCAGUCUUUGUGGUAUUAGCAAUUUCCUGCUGCUCUGUGGAUUUUUGAGACCUGCUCUAGAGCACUUAUAUAGGAGAUGCAGCAUGGAUUGAAAUGGAAAACAUUUCCUAG